Molecule: messenger RNA, 1548 nt
Organism: Parnassius apollo (apollo)
Lineage: Eukaryota; Metazoa; Arthropoda; Insecta; Lepidoptera; Papilionidae
Source: the annotation of a GenBank genome assembly
AUGGAUAAAUUCAUUAAACGUAGUGUAAGUUUGUCAGAUGAAAGUAAUGAAGAAGAAAAAGAGUCUAUGAAAAAGAAACCCAAAAUUGUUCAUCGAAAAUAUGACGAAAUCUACAUAAAUUACGGUUUUACAUAUUGCGGAGACGAAUCUUGUCCUACCCCAAAAUGUUUUGUUUGCGGAGUAACGUUGGGUAAUAAUUCGAUGGUGCCCAGUAAAUUAAUACGACAUUUAAGUACUAAACACCCAUCAGUAGCCCAAAAAGACAAAAUGUAUUUUCAACGUUUGAAGGACCAAUCGAAGAAGCAGGUAAAUUUCAUGAAUUCGUCUUUCAAAACCUCAGACAAAGCACAAAAAGCAAGCUACGUAGUCGCUAAUAUGUUAGUUAAAGCUAAAAAGCCGCACUCUCUUGCUGAAACUGUAGUUUUACCUGUCUGCAAAGAAAUCGUCAAGAUAAUGAUUAGCCAAGAAGCUGCUAAAGAAAUUGAAAAAAUACCUGCAUCAGCAAAAACGAUUUUACGUGGAAUCAAUGACAUAUCCAACGACAUUAAAUGGACGUUGAUUGAAAAAUUUAGAGUUAGUGGAGUUUUUGAGCUACAAGUUGCUGAGUCCACUGACAACAGUGGUCACGCGCAUCUCGUCUCAAAUGUUAGAUACAUUGAUGGAUGUGAAUUAAAAGAGGACUUUUUAUUUUGUCUGCCACUGCCUAACCAUGCAACUGGUGAAGAAAUAUUUAAAGUAACGGACGAAUUUUUCAAUGAGCAUAAUUUGGAAUGGCAUAACUGUAUAAGUGUGUAUAAGUGCAGCGGCUAUGACAGGAAAGGUGUACGAUUGCUUUCUCGCGGCAAAGUACUUUCCCGAAUUUAUGAGUUGAAAAAUGAGACUGAGAUGUUUUUGCAGUCCCAGGGUUCAGAUUAUGCACAUUUAUUUAAAAAAGAAGAAUGGCUAGCAAAACUUGCAUAUCUGACGGAUAUAUUUGCUCACUUAAAUGAGCUCAAUAAAAAAAUGCAAGGCAGAUAUUCCAAUAUUUUGACAUCGUCGGAACUAUGGAUCAGUCUCGCUACGAAUGGUAAUAAUAAAAUGUUCCCAAAUGUCAUGGCAGCUGAUCCAGAAAAAAGGGUGCAGGCUUUGAUUGUCAAACACUUAAAGCUUCUUGCAGAGAAAAUGAAUUUUUAUUUCCCUAAGCGUGAUUUGCAAGCUAUGGACUGGGUUCGAAAUCCAUUCUCCGAGAACAUUCCUUUCGGCCACUUACCAAUAAAUGAGCAGGAAGAACUGAUGGAAAUGAAAACGGAUCGCACAUUAAAAUUAAAAUUUUCUGAAACUGAUUUAGAACAAUUUUGGCUAUGUGUGAAAAAUGAAUAUCCUCUGCUUUCUAAGCACGCUAUUGCAAUACUUUUGCCGUUUGCAACGACCUAUUUGAGUGAAUUAGAAUUUUCGACUCUUACCACAAUAAAAACCAAAAAAAAGGGAACGCCUCAGGACGAUGGACGAAGAAAUGAGAGCAGCCUUGUCAGCGAUUACUACAAAUUUAGACCGUCUAUGCUCAAUUAA